CUCGACCGACCCUUGGCGAGCGCGACGCCAUCCGACUGCAAACGGCGCUGAAUCCGCCCAUCCCAUCUUAUCCAGUCCGCUGGCGUAGCCUUGAGUAUACAAUACCGAUUGUUCCCCCCGCGGCUUCACCAUGUCUGGCCCUGAAAGCGCCCAUGCCGGAGGUGGCUACGACCUUCUGAGGAGGGCAACUCAAGCAAUGAUGUCAAAGUACGUUUGGUUGUCUUGUCCUUGUGUCUUUGUCCGUCUUUCAGCCCUUUAUCCCGCGCUCUGGAAGUCUCCGUGUCGUUCCGCGAAGCGGCUUGGCCCCGCCAUCAUCUUCUCCCACGAUAGCCUUGCGAGCUACCAAGUAGUAGCUCUUCAUGGGCCAUAUUUGAGUGGGACAAAGCAAAUCAUAAUCAAACCUCAUCUGCUUGUUUCACUUGUUUGUUUUUUGCCAGUUUCCCGUCGAGCCAGGAGGAGGAAAUCAACCUUGACUGCGACUCAACUGCCGGUGGAGAUCUGGCGCGCAAGUGGCGCUGGGUUUGACACAAAGCACCCGAUCUUGGGCAUUGAAACAACUUCAACAAUGUCUCGUUACUCGACUACGUGAGCCAAUGACUGGUGGUUUGCCUGGUGCUUCUGGUGCUUCUGGCAUAUUCCAGUUUAUGCUCCGCCUUACAGCAUUUCCGCUCCGAUGGAAGCCAAGAGACGGGCAUUUCACGCAACGCUUAUCAAGCCUGUGGCGGGGUGUCUUAUGAGCUUACUGCUAUCAACCACUCGUCCUUGCGGGCAACCCGAAAACG
Trichoderma harzianum CBS 226.95 is the source of this 782-nucleotide messenger RNA. RefSeq lists its product as hypothetical. The coding region runs from base 131 to 589 and encodes 152 amino acids. The record is from RefSeq and is a predicted model, not a curated record. NCBI's taxonomy places the organism in Eukaryota, Fungi, Ascomycota, Sordariomycetes, Hypocreales, Hypocreaceae. The transcript has a single exon.